Molecule: messenger RNA, 1513 nt
Organism: Lathyrus oleraceus (garden pea)
Lineage: Eukaryota; Viridiplantae; Streptophyta; Magnoliopsida; Fabales; Fabaceae
Exons: 7
Coding region: 320-1243 (307 amino acids)
Source: RefSeq, a predicted model, not a curated record
GGUGUUUACAAAAGUAAAACUAACCACCACCACAUUAGGACGUGGGGUAACCGACUAAACUUGCUCCAAAAUUUUAGGAUCCACUAAUCGACUAAAACAGAACUGAAACAAUAAUGAAAAAAAACUUAAUGCAGUCCAAAAGCAAAAUAAUUAACAAAAAAAUCUCUCUUUCACUCUUCUUACAGUAACAAGAAAUUCAAAAACUGUUUUCUGCAGAUUCUCAACUCUCUUCUUCAAUGGCUGCUCCUGAGAUUAACUGGGAUAGGUAUGUGCAAUCAGCAGCAUUUUGUUUUGGUACUUUUCUAUAAUACCAUAGAUAAUGAGGCUAGAUAUAAUGAAAUUCUAUGCAGGGGGAGCUGGACUAUUUUCUGGUGUUACUGUGUUACUCUACCCUGUCUCUGUUGUGAAGACUAGGAUGCAGGUUGCUUCGAAGGAUACUGCAGAGAGAAGUGCAUCUUCUGUUGUGAAAGGAUUGCUUAAGAAAGAUGGUAUCCGUGGUUUGUAUAAAGGGUUUGCCACCGUCCUCACUGGAACAAUACCUGCCAGAAUCGUAUUUCUCACUUUCUUAGAGACCACGAAGGAAGCUUCCUUCAAGAUGGUUAAACCGUUUAAACUGUCUGAAACUAGUCAGGCUGCAAUAGCGAAUGGCAUUGCAGGCAUGUUAUCGGCGGUUGUGUCACAAGUUGUGUAUACUCCAAUUGAUGUGAUUAGCCAAAAGUUGAUGGUGCAAGGAUACUCAGGCCAUGCCCAGUAUAGUGGUGGUUUGGAUGUUGCUCGGAAGUUGAUAAGGUCCGAGGGCUUCAGGGGAUUAUACAGAGGGUUUACUCUAUCUGUUAUAACUUAUUCACCAUCUAGUGCUGUAUGGUGGGCAACUUACGGCUCAAGUCAACGCUUCUUAUGGAGAUUCUUGGAAGAUGAUGUCAAAUCUGAGGAAGCUACUCCUAGUCUGGCAAAGAUUGUUUUAGUUCAGGCAGGAGGGGGUCUCAUUGCUGGUGCUACUGCCUCGUGCAUUACAACUCCACUUGAUACAAUCAAGACACGGUUACAGGUGACAGGACAUGGAAAGAAAAUCUCUGUUAAACAAGUAGUUAAAGAUUUGAUUAGGGAGGACGGUUGGAAAGGUGUAUAUAGAGGAUUUUGUCCAAGAUUGAUCAGCACGUCAGCAUGGGGUACUUCAAUGGUAUUGGCUUAUGAAUAUCUGAAGCGCCUAUGCGUAAAAAAAGAUGAAGAAGCAGCUGGUUAGUAAUCUGGAAAUGCUUCAAUUGAGUUCCUUUUGUGGAAUAGUAGAUAUGGAUUAGAUUAAGGAAUCUGCUGCUGAAAUUUAAGCAGGCAGCCAUUCUAACUGAUUCUUCAGGAAAUACUCGUUGGAUGGAUAGAUAUGGAAUUUUUCAUUUUUUUAGAUAAUUACAUUAGGUGUAUUCUUUUCUAACAUAGGUAUGGAUAUUGUACAGUGGGAAGUAUGAGACUAGACAUACGUAUAUAAAAAUUUUACACAUGUUUGUUUUUGGUUUUA